UCACGGAAGUGAGGAGCGUGUCGGAUGUGACGUUUGCCCGGUGCCUCCCGCCCUGAUAAUUUUUUUUCCCUCUGCACAAAAUGGCACCCCUAGAUUUGGAUAACUACGUGGAAAUUGCUCGGCAGUGUAAAUAUCUACCGGAAAAUGACCUGAAGAGAUUAUGUGACUAUGUCUGUGAUCUGCUGCUGGAAGAGUCUAAUGUACAGCCGGUGUCGACGCCAGUGACGGUCUGCGGAGAUAUACAUGGACAGUUCUAUGAUCUGUGUGAGCUCUUCAGGACCGGAGGGCAGGUUCCUGAUACGAACUACAUCUUUAUGGGAGACUUUGUAGAUAGAGGGUACUACAGUUUGGAGACAUUUACCUACCUUCUCGCCCUAAAAGCAAAGUGGCCAGACCGCAUCACACUGCUAAGAGGGAACCACGAGAGCAGGCAAAUCACCCAAGUUUAUGGAUUUUAUGACGAGUGCCAAACGAAGUAUGGAAAUGCCAAUGCAUGGCGGUACUGUACCAAGGUGUUCGAUAUGCUCACCGUAGCAGCUCUCAUAGACGAGCAGAUACUCUGCGUGCAUGGUGGCCUCUCUCCAGACAUAAAGACGCUGGAUCAGAUCAGAACUAUUGAGCGGAACCAAGAGAUUCCUCACAAAGGAGCAUUUUGUGACCUCGUCUGGUCCGACCCAGAAGAUGUCGAUACUUGGGCUAUUAGUCCCAGAGGAGCAGGCUGGUUGUUUGGUGCCAAAGUCACUAAUGAGUUCGUCCACAUCAACAAUCUGAAGCUGAUCUGCAGAGCACAUCAACUUGUGCAUGAAGGCUACAAAUUCAUGUUUGAUGAGAAACUUGUGACAGUCUGGUCAGCACCCAACUACUGUUACCGCUGUGGAAACAUUGCCUCCAUUAUGGUGUUCAAAGAUGUGAAUACUCGAGAGCCAAAACUAUUUCGGGCUGUCCCUGAUUCAGAGCGCGUCAUCCCUCCCAGAACCACCACUCCGUAUUUUCUCUGAGGUCUUUCCACAUUCUGUUCUGUGCUGGAACCUUUUUUUUUUCGUCUUUAUUUUUUUUUAGCACUUUGCUGCUGAAAUGCUGCAUCUUGCCUUUUUUUUUUUAAUAAAUUAUCAAACAUAUAUUGUUUAUUACUUUCGUAACCUUAUUGUUGCCAAGCAAUUCAGCAGCUCCCAGCCGCGCUUGGCAGCAAAAGGGUUAUCUUCACUUUUUCUGAUGUAAGUGUUAAUUUAACAACCAUGCGAGAAUGAGCUGCAAAAAUGGUCUCCCAUUAAAUCGUUUCAAUAUUUUUGUAGUCCAGUAUGGUAACUGAAAUGAUACCGCAUUCUAAGUUGGUACUUGCGAUGUUGCUGAGUCUUACUGUCACUAUGCACCAAAGCAUAUAAAGUGUCAUUAAUACAUUUGGGGUCCGUAAACCUUGUUCUGCCCUGUUGGCACUAAAGGCUUCUGCGUGCGAUUCAGUUAAGAGCUAUAGUUUGUUCGGUUUGCUUGCCUGGUUAACCAACAGCUGCGGUGUAACCAGGAUCUAAAAUUGUAACCACCCUAAACCUAAAAAAAAAUAUAAUUAGGCCAAAAAUGUCUCGCUGCUUGGCUUCUAAAGUCAAUUGGCAGCAUUGGAGGCUAUCUAAAAUUCACUUUUUUAUUUUUAUUCAAGUGCCACAACCUAACUGCGUUUCUUUUUGUUGUAAAUAUGUUUUGUUUUCUUUUUUUCCCCAACUUCCCACUUGUUUGAAGUCUGGCGGGAAAUAUUUUCCCUUUUUCCCACCUUUUUUCUGCUCCGCCAACCCCAGCCAACUCUUCGAUUAAUUACUUCUAGCUGUUUGAUUUUUUUUUUAUUUUUUUGUGACAGGACAAAUGUUCAGCAGCAAAAUUGUUAUGGACCUGACUGUAAACACCUUGUGUUGUGUGUUGGAGGAAAAAGUACGCCUCCCUUCAUCAGAUGUUUUAAAGUGAAUAUAUAAAUGAAAAAAUUUAAAGAGUUUGUCAAAAGUUGCUUUUUAUUUCCAAUGGAAUGUUCAUGGAAACUACUGCAGCUUUUGAAUUUGUACAUUAAAAUAAUUGUACUGAUCUUAGGUUAUUUUCCCUUCCAGAUAUCUUGUAUUUUAAUAAAGUAAUCUUAAUAAAACACAUAGAAUUUAAAUAUUGGGAAUAAAAAAAAAAAGUGUAAGGCUUUAAUAA
This is a messenger RNA of Spea bombifrons (plains spadefoot toad), 2175 nucleotides long. It is a transcript of the gene PPP6C, whose product is annotated as protein phosphatase 6 catalytic subunit. Lineage: Eukaryota; Metazoa; Chordata; Amphibia; Anura; Pelobatidae. The record is from RefSeq and is a predicted model, not a curated record. Gene Ontology annotation, molecular function: protein serine/threonine phosphatase activity. Bases 81 to 998 code for a protein of 305 amino acids. Gene Ontology annotation, biological process: peptidyl-serine dephosphorylation; G1/S transition of mitotic cell cycle. The transcript has 7 exons. Gene Ontology annotation, cellular component: cytoplasm.